UGGCUGUGCGUCGGCCAUGAUGGCUUUGAGCAGGGACCGUGUCACGCAAACAUGUUUUCAAAGUGAUAUAUCUCGUUUGGUGACUGAGUGACCGUGUUCCAGCGCGAUGGCCGAGGAACGAUGAGGCGCUGAGCACUCUCUGUGCCGGGUAAUUCGGCCCCCAGGGCCCCGAGCCAGGCCUCGUAAGCAGGUCCACGGCGUUCCACACGAGCCCGAGGCCCCCCCAGCCCGACCCGACUGGCCCUCACGGGUGCGAGCCAGCCAUCCUUGGUUGUCAACACGCGCGCGAGCCAGCCGCCCCUCAGGAUGAGCAAGCUGUCGUUCAGGGCGCGCGCCCUGGACGCAUCCAAGCCCAUACCGAUCUACAUGGCCGAGGAGCUGCCGGAUCUGCCAGAUUAUUCGGCCAUUAACCGCGCGGUGCCCCAAAUGCCCAGCGGCAUGCAAAAGGAGGAGGAAUGCGAACAUCAUCUUCAAAGAGCAAUAUGUACUGGUCUAAUCAUUCCUACUCCUGAAGUAACCGAUCUGGCAGACGAGGAAGCUUAUGAUAAGAUAUAUCCUGCUGAUUAUAAGUUGCCUCGCCAAUUAAUACACAUACAACCCUUUGCCAUGGAACAAGAUAUACCUGACUACGAUAUGGAUUCGGAGGAUGAAAGAUUCGUUGCGUUGCAAAGCAACAAGAUGGAGUUAACCCCGCUUCAAUUUGAAGAGAUGAUGGACCGUCUGGAGAAGAGCUCCGGACAAACUGUAGUUACCCUCAACGAAGCCAAGGCACAUUUGAAGGAAGACGACGAUUUGAUCAUUGCAGUUUACGACUAUUGGCUCAAUAAGCGUCUCAAGACUCAACAUCCACUGCUUCUAACGGUUAAAACGGAGAAUCGAUACGGUUCACCUGCCAAUAAUCCGUAUCUCGCGUUUCAACGCCGAACGGAGAAGAUGCAGACUCGCAAGAAUCGUAAGAACGACGAGGCUAGUUACGAGAAAAUGCUGAAGCUUCGUAGGGAUCUCACGAGAGCGGUCACUCUGUUGGAGCUGGUAAAGCGCAGGGAGAAAACGAAGCGGGAGCACCUGCAUCUGACGAUCGAGAUUUACGAGAAACGGUAUCAAGCGCAAGACUUCAGCGGACAGAUAUUGGCGGAAGUGUCGGCGUUAAAGGUACCGCGACCGGCGUUCGCUCCACUUUUUACCAAUCAAUUCGGUGUUCAUCAAAAUUGGUCAAACAAAGUCUGUAGUAAAGACGAAGUAGUGCCCAGGAAAGAAAAGAGACAGUACAAGAAGCGGAAACAUAAAACGGACAACAGGAGCGGGAAUUUGGACGACGCCGGGAUGCGUAGUGGAACGGGUAGUGGAGGUGGCCGAGGGAAUCGUCCGGGUGUUCUCGGAAGCGGGCUGGACCCGCUCAUCAGUUCGGAUGAGGACAGCCCACUUCCAUCUCAUUCGCACACCCAGCCACCGUUACCCUCCGAACGCGAUGACGAGGACGCCGCAGAUGAGGGUCAAUUCGCCUUUCGUCGGAAUAGAUAUAGCACUUAUUUACCGCCUGUAUCAGGUGGCUUUGGAAAUUGGCCUUGGUGUGAUAAAAACGAAGGCGGUAUGGCUGAUAAGAAGUAUAGGUUUGCGCUGACCAGCAUCAGCAAACCAGUGCCAAGGUGUAUCGGCUUCGCGCGACGAAGACUCGGUCGCGGUGGCAGGGUGAUACUGGACCGCUGUACGGCCGAUAUGGACGAGAUAUGGUCCUCUUUAGACUUCACGAUACACGAGUCCAGGUGUGGACCAGCGGAUUCGAAUGCUACUGCCACAGCAACGACCACUCUUAAAGCAGAUCGGUUACAUUUUCGACCAAAGACUCCGCCUACGUCGGUGCUUAGCCCGAGCGAGGAAAGCAGCGACAUGGACUCGGACGUAGAGUCAGUGGUCUCUCGGCCCAAGCCGCUUCCAUACCCGUUCCCGCUCGAAGCAACGUCCAUAUGCGUCGAGGUGGAGCCGGAUCGCGCGGGCGACGAGUCGCCGUACACGUCGGAGUUCAAUAUCGCGGACUACUUCUCGGCGGAUGCCCUCUCGUCAGACUUUGAUCUCGCGGUGGCGGGCAUCAGCGGCGGUGGUGGGUGCCUCAGUGGUUUGUCGGACGGUAACCCGAACGAGAUCUCGCGGACAGACGAACUCGGUAGUUCGCACUUCGUGGUGACGCCGCUGGCGAGCAAUCUGUUCGCGCCGCCCGUGCCGACGGCGACGCAGCAGGCUCGGCCUCAGUGCAGUGGUGUCAAUACUGGUGGUUUUAACGUUGUACAUACUCCAACAAGUUCUUCUUCGUCGAUCUUGUCGUCGUCGUCGUCGUCAUCGUCGUCGUCAUCGUCGUCGUCCUUCGUCACGUGCACGAGCAACCAGCAAAUUGCCGCUGCGUCGAGUACUGUGUCUACGCAGUGCACCGGUGCCGCCGUCGACGCGCAGUCGAAUCACCAGUCCAAGCAACACAGACAAUUGCCGAACAACAGUACCGCUGCCUCCAUUCUCUCGAAAUCUUUGACUAGUCCGACGAAUAAUAGAAAUGGUAGCAGCAGCUGCGGCGGUGGCAACAGCAGCGGCGGCAGCGGUAAUAGCGGUAACGUUGGUGGCAGUGCGAACGUUCGUGUGUUCAGUGCGAGCACCGUGACCAGUGGUGGUGGUGUUGUUGUUGUCGGUGGUGGUGGUGGUAAUAGUGGCAGUGGUGGCAGCGGCGGCAGCGGCAACAACAACAGUAGCAGUGUUGUCGUCGGCGGUAGCAUCACAAACUUUGGCAACGGUCAUCAGAAUGGUCCGAUGCCUACGCAUAUAAACAAUUCGAACAACCUGACUAACAACACACACGUGGUGAACAACCAGUCCACGAUAGUUCUGCCGCAGAAGCAUCCACCGUCCAGUCUGCUACCGGGCCUGAUCACGCAAAGUAAAUUAGCGAGCCUCGCGAGGCAGCAGCAGCAACAGACGCAGAGUCAGGCGCAACAAAUCCCAACGUCCGGGGAAAUUACGCUUAAUAGUAAUAGUGAAAGUUUGGAUAUGGAGGUGGAUGGAGUGGACAGUUCGCCGUGCGACAGCAAGCCGCAGCAACAGCCGCAGCUAGUACGGGCGAACAAAGCAAAUUCACUGGCGAUGGAAGUGACAUGAUGCCUGCUAUUGGCACCCCUGUUGCCGCCAAUACGUCACUGGGGGCUUCGCUAACUCUUACCUUGCCUAUGUCUCCGCCUCGGUUGGGAGAUAUCGGACGUACUACGAUAUACUGCGCUACGUUGACUCGAAGAGCGAUACGGCUAGGUACAAUUGCAACAACCCGACUCGGUUUUUAUAUUGCGGCGGCGCGAUCAGGAACAAACGUGGAUUCUAAUGCAGACACCGAAAGUUCAUCUUCUCUUGGUUCUGUCCAUCGGGGAGUCGUGCUCUGUAGUUUCAGACUCGUGCUCUUCGAAUCUCGCGUUUUUCCUUGCACAUUGAACGCUACGUACGAUUCGGCGGCCAUGUGGAAAGGUGUUUCCACCUCGUAAGCGCACGAUUUUAACUUGAAUUUGCCCGAUCGCUCAAAAUUAAACGUUACUUUCACCACUUCGCUAUAUUCUACAGUCAUCUGGUCUGUUAUGACAUGAUAUUAUAGACCAAGUGAAAUCACAUAUUCGAGUCACUUCGGCAAACUAAACACGCGGUAUCUCUUCGUUAUUCCCGAUAAAAGCGAUAUUCGUUUCCGGUCGUUCAAUGGAAGGAAAAUCGUAAUCGGAUGUAAAUCUCUGAGAUGCGAAGAGCCUUACAUUCAUCUGGACAUCGUUGAAAACCCUCGUUUGUCGAUUCGGUACUGUCCAAGUACACACGUGGCAUGAUAACUGGACGCAUACAGCAAGCUUUCUCAGACACAGCAUUGAUUAUUGACACAGCAUUGAAUGGUCAAAAUUCAGUAACAACAAAAGAAAAGAAAAAAAAUAGAAACUCUUUUAACUUUGUACUCUUAUACAACGUUUGUCGCGUGAGAUGUACGCUCAAGAAUCAAUAGAGGCUUUGCGUUUGAUCGUGGAUGAUUACCGAUGAUACGAUUAUUGGUUUCACGUAGAUAAAUGAUUAAUCAUUUUGGAAAUUACAAUUACGGCGCGAUAUUCUUUCUUUCUUAUUAUUAUUUUUUCCUCUCUUCAAUAUAGCGUCUACAGUGUAAAUUCGAAGCGCUACAUUAGCAAUGAAGGGAAUUGUAUGAUAAUCUGUUUGUAAGUACAAUAGUACGCUCGACUUACGUCUCAUUGCUUUCGAUAUAAGUAGAACUACAGGAAGUAGCAGAAAAAAAAUAGAUUGAUUUCUUAUGAAAUUGUACGAUUGUCUCAAUAUUGUAUAUAGAGAUUCGGUUCGAGUAUUAUAGGACUUUGUAGUAAUGCUCUAUUUCCCUUAUAUAUAUAUAUAUAUAUAUAUAUGUGUAUAUAUAUAUAUACAUAUAUAUGUACGUAAUACUACUUUAAAGGCUUCCAGGCUGUGAAAUAUUGAAGCUAUUGUUAUCGAUUAAUCUUUGAUAGCAUUAAUGUCAUUAAUAAUCGUAAAAGAUUUUCUUUCGCUCUAUCUUUUUCUCUAUUCACUUCUCUCUCUCUCUCUCUCUCUCUCUCUCUCUCUCUCUCUCUCUCUCUCUCUCUCUCUCUCUUUUUUCUCUCCGAUAACCGCCAAAACGUGCGUUUUGAUACUGCAUAUCCGUCAUACGGAUUAUGCGAUUGAUAUGCAAUUAUAAUGUAAUUUUAUAAUGUUGCGUUUGGGAAGCUUGUAUCACAGAAUUUGCGAAGGGAUCACACAUUCGUCACACACACACACACACACACGCGCGCGCGCGCGCACGCACACACAAAAUAUACUGUAUUAGAAUCUACAGGGAGAAGCUCAUAAGCGAUGCAUAACAAAACUUACGUCUUUCAAAUUGGUAACUGCAAUUAUAACUGCUAUUGGUGUAGAGAUAUCGUGUACUUUAAACAUGAAUUUUGACGAAACGGGCAAGUAGUUAAAAAUUUUGCAUUUUUAGAAAUUAAAUAUAUUUUUAUUUUUUAUUUUUUAUUUUUUUCUCUCUCCUCAUACCUCUUCUUGCUUCUCCCGCACGAACGAACCCGGCCGAGUGAAUUUGUGACGAGCUGUCUGUUGCGACAAUAUCGCACCUAGUGCGUCACACUUUCAUCCGUCCUCUCGGACUCUCUAUAACCAUUUUACCGUAGACGAAUAUAAACAUCGGAAAAGAGUCGUCGAUACUUGUAUUCUUAUUUGUAGAGAGUAGCGGCAUUUCUAUGGCUCAGAUGUGUGAAUGCGAGCGUUUAAAUCCGCGCCACACGUUGCGCUCUGCACUUUAGAGACUCGAGCGUGCAAAGCGAAUUCGUCGUCAGGCGUUUGGGCGGGCACAUAUCUCAGCCAUAUCAUUCCUCCUUCGAGAAUUUCGCGCUGCCGAGCCAAAUGACACUUCGUUCUUUACGCUUUUCGGUCUGCAUGUACAAAAUUCGUCGUAAAAGCCGCGCUCUGUUGAUACAACUGAACAAAUCAUCAUGGAUGUGUUCCGAGGCACAUGUACCAUUGAUUCGAGUCAAAGCAUCUUGUCGUUGUUAUUUACAUUUGAUCGGAGCAUGCCUCUCCUCUCUGUGCGCGAUAAAACCGUGUGGGCAAGCUUUUGCUGUGGAAAGCUUGUUGCUUCGGAACGAAGAAAAUUCCAACAAUGUAUACUUGGUUCUGGGCCCCUCUUACGCUCCUCCCUUUUUUCCUUUCCACGUCGCGUCGUCUGCCGUUCUGCCUUCGCUUCGUCGACAAGCAAAAGAAAGGCGUUGCAAAGCACGUAGAGUCGAGAGAAUUUUCCUUUACGAUCGGCAAACCGACAAUAUAUCGUCUGUACAUUUUAGUUUUAAAUACACACACACACAUACACACACGUGUACAUACAAACGCGCGCAAUGUUCUAGACGAAUCGCAAGCGGAAUAUACGCAAGCCUGGAUUAACGACGUUCUCCCCCAGGUUCGGUCGAUGUCGAGAAAUCCACUAGGAACAGACCUUCUUUUUUUUAUAACUUCUCCGCAGUCGCAAUUCGCAUUCUCCUUCGACGUACUCGAUAGUGUGUUGUAUUUUUCUCGUUACUGUAAAAGCGAGCAGCUGCAUUACGAAGGCAAGAUAAAGUGCAAACGCGGGAUUCGGGAGACUACAGAGAGACUUUCGUUAUUCAUUUAUUCAGUGAGACAAAAUUUCUUUUCGGAAGCAGCACCGAUCAUUGAAGCUGAUAAUCCGGGAUAAUCAUCUGGAAAUAUUUAUUCCGGGUUUCAUCUCUGUGAGGGGGAGGGAGGGGGAGGGAAGAACAGGAAGCAAAAAGACGCCUAUCUAAAGGAAUCCUCCUCGCGAUAGUUGAACGACGGGAAGAAACGAUUUGUCGCCAGCCGUAACGCGGAUAACACGUGGGCAAAGAUUAUGGUGCGAAUGUUACAAAUUGUAGGGUGACUCGAGGUCGUAAUAAGAAACGAAAGAGGGAAAAAAAAGGAUAUAUUGUACAUAUAAAAAUAAUUACGCUUAUUGUAUCUCUUACUUUUAGGUAAUUAACUAAAUAAUAUUAACUGUAAUUAAUGUUGUUGUGGUAGGCGCACAUACAAUGUGUACGGAGAUUUAUGAAUUCAAGACGAUUUUAGGAGGAGUAAUAAAGAAAUUUUAUCCUGGAUAGGACUUAUUAUUUUGUUAAGAUCUUCACAUACACACACACACACACACACACACACACACUCUUCGCUUGUAUAUUAUCUAACAUUUUUGUGAAAUCCGUUUUCUGACACGUAUUUGUACAUACUCUUUAAGUACUCUUCAUUAUUUCUCUCUCUCUCGUUUUUCUCAGAUUCACUGUUGCGCGCGAAACUGUGUAGCCUCCAUUCUCUCCACCUCGUUCGCUCGUGGUACCUGUAGGCAUCUAGCUUUUAUAAACGUUACUCGCUCGCCGUUAGACACGUACACGUGACAUACACACAACAUACAUGCAUACGUUACAUCUGUCUCCUGGCAUAUACACCGCUGCGUGUAUGUACUGCGUAUAUAUACCGCUGUCGAGAUUUUUAUCCGCCGCCUUGAAAGAUUAAAGGGAAAAAAAAGUAUAAAAGCAAAAAAAGAAAAGAACGAAGCGACAACCCUUCCGCCAGAUGAUUUUGAGAAGAACGAGCGACUUUAUGUGAAGAAUGGAAAGCGAUCCGAGAAAGAGCGUAACUUGUGUAAAGAAAAAAAAAAGACAAGAGAAUUCGUUUAUUUUAGUUGAGACGCUUUGAAACAAAAUAUAGUGUGGAUUUUUAUAUAAAAUUUAUUAACGUUAAAAAAGGUAACGACCCGAUAGCCAUUAGAGAAUUAAUAAGAACGUCGAGAAUCGUCAAGAUAUGAUCGCUCCGACCAAAGACUGAGUUCGCUUUACAUUUCUGGUUUGGCAAACACGAAAUUCCACUCGCAAAAUGCGCAGACCGAUUCGCCUCGCGACGGAGAAUCGCCGCAGCGGAAAGCUCGGUUCGAUCGGAGUCCUUUGCUGUGAGUUGAAAAAAAAUAUAAAUGCCCGCUGUUGUCACAAGGACAUUCGAAUCUCUCGCUUCGAUCGCGAGAAAUUCGAAUCGUAGGGACGAGUGAGAGGGGUCGAAGGGUCGGUCGGAUUGUGAGACUUCGUGUUUACCUAAUUCGUUGCAUUCGCGAGAAACAAAUAGUGUAUCAUGUAAGUAGAAGUAAGACAGAUCAAUGCAAAUAUUCUGAGUGAUCGGAGAAUGAGAACGGGAUAAAAGAAAACGAAAAAAAAAAGAAAGAAAGAAAGGAAGGAAGUUGUCGAUCGCGUUUCGCGCGCGAAGAAGAAGAAAAGGAAUUGCGCGAAGAGGGGAAUGAGCUUACCGGUUAUUUGUAGGUAAACGUAAGAUCGAGAGAAAGCUCCUCAAAGAUUUUUUGCGUGUUAAACAGAUAAUUAACGAUAAUAUCGACUGACGAGUGUCGAGGCACGGUGUAAUCUAACUAUACGUGUACUUUAUUCUGUGAAUACAGUGUGUAGGCACUUCUGUGUCGCUGUGCGACAGGAAAAUUUAACUGGAAUGAAGGGAUAAAAGAGGUAAAAGAGAGAGAGCAAGAAGAAGAGGAGGAGGAGGAAGAAGAGAAAGAAGGAGGAACGAGAAAUGACGCUUCAACCAAAGCUCCGAUUCGAACGAAAAAUUCUGGGCGCGAGUAU
Messenger RNA from Dinoponera quadriceps, 8180 nucleotides. It is a transcript of the gene E(Pc), whose product is annotated as enhancer of polycomb homolog 1-like. The transcript is spliced from 10 exons. NCBI's taxonomy places the organism in Eukaryota, Metazoa, Arthropoda, Insecta, Hymenoptera, Formicidae. Bases 307 to 3138 code for a protein of 943 amino acids. The record is from RefSeq and is a predicted model, not a curated record. Gene Ontology annotation, cellular component: piccolo histone acetyltransferase complex. Gene Ontology annotation, biological process: regulation of transcription by RNA polymerase II.